Messenger RNA from Stereum hirsutum FP-91666 SS1, 1438 nucleotides. RefSeq lists its product as uncharacterized. The transcript is spliced from 8 exons. The record is from RefSeq and is a predicted model, not a curated record. Lineage: Eukaryota; Fungi; Basidiomycota; Agaricomycetes; Russulales; Stereaceae. The coding region runs from base 1 to 1413 and encodes 470 amino acids. Gene Ontology annotation, molecular function: 1-alkyl-2-acetylglycerophosphocholine esterase activity.
AUGUCCUCAUCACUUGCACCUUCUGGCACAUACGCCGUGGGUGCUACCACCUUCGUCCUCCCCGUUCGUCCAGUACGAAACAUUGGCCGUGCAAGAGUGCGACGAGAGUCGGGUGACGGUACCGAACCAGCGCUUCAGCUCGAAGACGUCGUCUUCACAGCCUUUUAUCCCACUGAUCCUACAACAUUUGCCGACAAAAAACACGAACAUGGCCUCUUCUGGAUGAUCCGGUGGGUUUCACCUCUUGCGGAUUCUGUUAGAGGCUAUGCUCAUUUGUCCGGUAUCACGGCAUAUCUACUCUGGCCCAUCAUCCUGUUAUUCGGAUACCGUGUUAAGAUCCCGGUCUAUGUGAACUCCCCUCCGGUUGGCUCAGCCAUCCAACCUUCUAGCCCGGUAUCACCUACGUCGGAGAAGGCUUCGUUAGGGCGCUGGCCACUAGCUCUCUUCUCUCAUGGUCUUGCCGGAAGUAGAACAACGUAUUCCAAGCUCUGUACGGAGAUGGCGUCUUCCGGAAAGGUCGUACUCUCAUUUGAGCAUCGAGAUGGUUCUGGCCCGGCAUACAGGAGACGGGGCGGGUCAGCACAAGAUUCUCAAACGCAGGCAAAUCUGUACAUUCAUCCCGAGAACGUCAGCUGGGAGGGGACGCCACCAGAUAGCCCAGAAGAACUCCGUACAGAGCAGUUGGAAUUUCGGCGUCACGAAAUCUACCUUGCUUACAGCGCCUUCCUCAAUUUGGUUCAGCACGGGGAACGCGGUGAACUUGACACGCUCGAUGGAAGUGAGAUAGAGUGGAAAGCUUGGGAGAAUGUCGCCAAAUGUGACGACGGGGUAUUGCUCACUGGCCACUCGUUUGGCGGUGCCACUAUACUCUCGAUUCUCACCAACCCACCCCCGUUCGACACCCCACCUAUUCCAGCGUCACACGCAUUGGCAUUGGAUCCGUGGGUACAGCCAUUACCUGAUCCCGGUCCCGUGCCUUUCGAGGACAAUAACAGGUCCUUCAGAAACGUGAAGCUCUUGGUAAUAAACUCGGAACAAUUCACGUUAUGGAAAGACCACUUCACGAAACUGGAACACGGAGUAAAAGUGUGGACGGACAGUCAUUUGCUCACUCUAGUGCGCUCCAAGCACGUGUCUUUCUCAGACUUCCCACUCAUCGCCCCACCUCCCUUUCGUGAUUCGAACGCUUCACUUUAUUUGAGCCAGAUAUGCUCUCUUUCGAUUGCAUUUCUUGAUGACCACCUUAAGGAGACAUUGGCUGGAAUGAAGACCAGGAAGAUGGAAAUGGAGUGGGUGCAGCCGCCGGUACGAUGGUGGCAAAGAAAGCGUCCAAAUCCGACGAAUGAGCAGAACCUGGGUCAGCGACAGCUCAUUGGAGAGCCGGGUGAUGUCAUCGUCCAUGUUCUGACUUGAGUGUACAUACUCUGUUGGACAACCC